Molecule: messenger RNA, 3880 nt
Organism: Scatophagus argus
Lineage: Eukaryota; Metazoa; Chordata; Actinopteri; Scatophagidae
Gene: gucy1a1
Product: guanylate cyclase 1 soluble subunit alpha 1
Exons: 8
Coding region: 356-2572 (738 amino acids)
Biological process (GO): response to oxygen levels; cGMP biosynthetic process
Cellular component (GO): guanylate cyclase complex, soluble
Molecular function (GO): guanylate cyclase activity; heme binding
Source: RefSeq, a predicted model, not a curated record
UCUGUAGGAAUACGGUGAGAAAAUCAAUAAAGACUCCAAACUCACGACUGAGCCACGUUCAUUUCAAAUCCUGUGAGAACACAACAGGAAUACGAUUAUUCUUUUGAGAGGGGGGGGUGAACAGUUUGAUAUGAUGGGAUCCAGUCCAAAGGCUGAUCUAAAUAAAAAAAAAAGUGCAUUGCAUGCGAGGAGUCGCCUGGAAAUAAUUUCUCCUCGCUGAUAGGUUGUUCAGCUCCCCCCAGCCCCACUUGCACAUGGAUUGGCCUACUGCUCUUUUUUCCCCAGUUUCCCAUUGGCUUUUGGCAAUGAUAGCUCCCUGCCAUCCUUUGCCAGUGCAGUUUUCAAUGAAUAUUGUAUGUGGUCUCCGGCUCUUGGUGCUGAUCAUUUGAAUCGGCGCGUCGCGAGGAGGAACGCAUCCUGGAUGAGCACACCAGAUGAUGGAAUUUCUCCCAGAGACCGCAACUGCUCCUCGACCAGUGCUGUCUCCCCACGAAAUAAGAUAAGAGAGAAGAGCCAGGACAUUACAGCGGGGAAGAUGUUCUGCGCGAAGCUGAAAGAACUGAAGAUAUCAGGAGAGUGUCCAUUCUCCAGCAGCGCCAAAAAUAAUGAGCUCGGAGACUUUGAGGAGCGCUCAACUGACGCGGCGGAUUUACUGCCUAUCUCCAAGGACCUGCAUGGUAAAAUAGGUGAGGAUCUACCUCAGCAGAAGACAAGCAGAGCCAAAGUUAAUCUACAUACACUUGGGGAGAGCAUCCGAAAAUUGGCAUGUCCCGAGUUUCAAAGGCUGCAUACUGCUCUCCAACGAAUGAUGAGACUAUCAGAUCGCACCAGGGACUCUGAAAGUCCAAUAAUUUGCUGUACAGAGUAUCAGAGUUGCAGUGAUGAACCAGAGCAUUUACUGGAAAUGAUGAACAUGUACUCAACCAGAACAGCAAUCCAGAUGGAGGCUCUGAGAGUAGCUCUUGGUGAGGAACUCUUCAACAUGUGUUAUGAGGAGGACGGACACAUUUUGAGGGUAGUGGGGGGAGCACUCCACGACUUCCUCAACAGCUUCAAUGUCUUGUUGAAACAGAGCAGCACGCUGCCCAGCCCGGACAGAGGGGAUUGUGUAAACGAACCUUCGGUGCUGUGCUUAGACAAGGAUCUGGGUCUGCUUACUGUCUAUUUCUUCAACCCCCGCCCGACCACUGAGCUCUUCUUCCCUGGAGUCAUCAAAGCUGCUGCCCGCCUGCUGUAUCACACUACUGUGGAUGUGUUGAUGGACCCCCCCGGCGCUAAAGAUAGCAUCUUGCAGUCCAGCCCGCAGCCCAGUCUUCUGUACACAGUCGUAGUUAAGGAUGCUAAAAAUCUGAGCCCCAGUCCUCUGCGGGCUACCUCAGCUGGGACCCUUCCUACCUCUCUAUUCUCCACCAUCUUCCCUUUCCAUCUGAUUCUGGACCAGGACUUGGUUCUGGUACAAGUAGGACAUGGGCUCAGGAAGAGACUGACCAGGAAGGAUGGACUGAGGCGGUCUGCUACCUUCCAGGAACACUUCUCUAUUGUCUCUCCCCAGAUCAAAUGUACCUUUCAAGGCAUUCUGACCAUGCUAAACACGCAGUUUAUCAUUCGGAUCAAGCAUGGAGUCUCCACCACAGAAAACACAGGGAAGCUGAUGGACCUUAAAGGUCAGAUGAUCUACGUUUCAGAGUCCAAUGCCAUCUUGUUCUUGGGCUCACCAUGUGUGGACAAGCUGGAGGAGCUAACGGGCAGCGGCCUCUACCUGUCAGACAUCCCUAUUCAUAAUGCACUGCGUGAUGUAGUGCUGGUUGGUGAACAGGCCAAAGCCCAGGACGGUUUGAAGAAGCGGCUGGGGAAGGCCAAGGCAGCCUUGGAACAUGCUCACCAAGCACUGGAGGAGGAGAAGAAGAAGACGGUGGACCUCCUCUUCUCCAUCUUCCCUGGCACGGUGGCACAGCAACUGUGGCAGGGCCAAACCGUCCAAGCCAAGAAGUUUGAACGAGUUACGAUGCUUUUCUCUGACAUUGUGGGCUUCACUGCUGUUUGCUCACGCUGUACCCCAAUGCAAGUGAUCACCAUGCUCAACGAGUUGUACACCAGGUUUGACCACCACUGUGGAGAGCUUGAUGUUUAUAAGGUGGAGACCAUUGGUGAUGCGUAUUGUGUAGCUGGUGGCUUACACAAAGAGAGCGAGACUCACGCCGUCCAAAUAGCACUUAUGUCCUUAAAGAUGAUGGAGCUUUCAGAUGAUGUUAUGACACCAACUGGAGAACCAAUACAGAUGCGCAUCGGCCUGCACACUGGUUCAGUGCUGGCUGGUGUAGUUGGGGUGAAGAUGCCACGCUAUUGCCUUUUUGGGAACAAUGUCACAUUGGCCAACAAGUUCGAAUCCUGCAGCCAACCUGGAAAAAUCAACAUCAGCCCUACAACUCACAGAUUGCUGAAGGAUCGUCCAGAGUUUGUCUUCGUUCCCAGGAGCAGACAGGAGCUUCCGGCCAACUUCCCAGUGGACAUCCCUGGUGUUUGUUACUUUUUGGAGGCCUCCUUUAAAACUUCAAAACUGACUGUAAAAUGAAGUCAAGCCUCUGCAGAGCCCAAAAUAUGUGAGACCUGAACGCAUCUAGUGAACACAGUGCAGACACCUUGUAUAUUUUGGUUUGGGUUGUUUAGAUAUUGAUGAUAUUGUCGAUCAGUCAAAUUCUCACAGCCGCUUAAUUACAGAGCUGUCAAACACGAGUCUCGUCUCUGUACAAUUAUCCAUUUGUACAACUGUAGUAGAGAAAAAUACUCUUUCAUUUUCUUUCUUCCAAAAUGAGUCAUCUUUACAAAUUUAUCACACAGAAAGUCAAAAAGUGACUUUCUUUCCAAGUUCUUUCUCUCUCUCUCUCUUCCUCUAACACACUGUCAAUGACAGCUUUUGAGCUUUGAGUUUUUGAGACUGUUAAACAUUUAAGAGGUACAAAAUCUGUAAAAGAUAUGUGGCCAUUUGUUUUUUAAAGUAAGUCAAUAGAUGCUUCUGAUUAGCUGUGAAGUACUUUAAAUACGGUAUACCAUCAUAAUGUCAAUAUGAUACAGAAAUACAUUUUGGUUGUUGAUCCUCGAAGUGAUAUUGCUAAACAGACUGGUUCAUUUUAUCAAGAUUGUGUUCUGUAAAUAUCUGACAGGUCCAUUCAUGUGUCCAAACUAAGUAUCUGCUUAUGCAUCUUGGUCUAUUUUUAUGGCAGAAAAGAUCCAGAAUAAAAUUGAAUCAGCUUUGUAUGUUUCAUGGAGGAUUUCACAUCAGAUUAUUUGGAAAAGCUGAAGCAAAUAUUCAGAUAUUUAGGAUCACAGAUGUUAGAGUUCCAUACAAAUUAUUUAUAGUUAUAUUUACUUUAAGUUAUAUUUACUUUUUUUCUCUAGAUGUGAUGCAGUAUGAAUUUACAUGAAUGAUAUCUUCCAGAGGUUGAUGGUUCCAACUCAGAGCAUAUUUCUACUAACACAGACUUCCAUUUAUUUGACAUUAUGCAUUUCACAAUUGCAUUUUCAUAAUAUAAGUAAUAUAUAUGUUUUUUAUUUACUUUGCGUCCACUGUACACAUGUUUAUACUAUAUUUAUUACUUUGGUUUCAUAGCACUCCUUUCUUAUACAGCAGGAAUAUGACACGGCAAGAAUGCAUUGAAUGUUCUACUAUCACUCAUUAAUGAUGUGUUUCAGUCAUUAUUGUGAUGUUGAUCAAAGUGUAAUAAAUAUUGACAUGAACAGACUUAAGUGACUGAUACUGCAAAGUAUAGAAUAGUUUUCUGUAAAGUCAAGGAUUUGUGCUAUUACAUCAGGCUAUUGCCACAUGUGAUGUGCAAUGGUGGAAGGUAACUUAGUACAUUUACUAAAGUUAUGUAAAUGUGAA